AUGGCAUACACGAAUCCAUCUCAACAUCGCAAGUUCAGCAGCUUUGGACAUACCCACAAUCUUGUCACCUCUAUCAUGUUUUCAGUACUGCUCAACACCGAGCAAGUGAUACUCGCUACCAUGGGUAGUGAUAUCCACAAGCUCAUUGGCCCCAAAAUUGUCAGUUUCUUCCCUGAACGAGCAUCUAGAAGCGAAGAUGACUAUCGCAGCAUCGAGGCAAUGAUAUACAUGGGCGGAUCUCAUAUGCCCAGACCUGGACUAUAUCAAGUGUUCGAGCAACUUCACCGCACUCGUUUCCAAGACAGGAACCAUCGGUUGAGGCAAAUGUCUGUUACAAAGGACACCUUCUUGACACACAAUAUGGUCAUCCCAAAGCCUGUGCCCUCGCAGUUUGGAUAUCCUCAUGGAUACGACCUCAUCAGUCUUGACCUGCAUCUAGUUGCGUCAACUUUUGAUUAUGAAGAAGCAAUUCCACACAUUCAGUUGACAGACUAUGCUUGGCGACCCUUGAGCCUCAAGACGUUCCCUCACCUUGAAGAGUUUACUAUGAUGUGCCUGCGACCUACCAGCUGCAGAGACCAAAGUCAUUUGCCCUUCCUCAAUUCCUCAACAAACAGACGAGGUGAGUACUAUGGUUUCCGCUACCACCAAGAUACCCGACGCGUGGAGUACACUCGGCUAAUUUGGUCUGACGUCGCAGAGCUUGCAUCUGCUGGCGAGGAUCUUACAAAUGGGCUAUUUCCUUAUACAAUUGUCCGUUUGUGGAUCGUCGGACAACGUCGCGGUCGGUAUAGGAUGCCAAGAGAGCUUGAAUGGACGCACCUAGACCUGUAUCCAAAGUCUAGUGAGCGCUAUCUCGGCAGAAUCAGAGACUUGUGGGUGCUGACUCGAAUAAGACUCGAGAACCCGAUCCGAGAUGAGACAUGUCAGAUGGUAGUCUGA
Fusarium fujikuroi IMI 58289 is the source of this 942-nucleotide messenger RNA. RefSeq lists its product as uncharacterized. NCBI's taxonomy places the organism in Eukaryota, Fungi, Ascomycota, Sordariomycetes, Hypocreales, Nectriaceae. Bases 1 to 942 code for a protein of 313 amino acids. The transcript has a single exon. The record is from RefSeq and is a predicted model, not a curated record.